GGGGCGCUCCGCUUUGCUGCGCUGCGCUCCGGAGCGGAACGUCCCGUCGGUGUCCGCGGAUCGGCGCUCGCCAUGGUGGUCACGUUGGGUUAUUGGGACAUCCGCGGGUUGGCCCACGCCAUCCGCCUGCUGCUGGAGUACACCGAGACCCCCUACCAGGAGCGGCGGUACAAAGCCGGGCCAGCCCCCGACUUCGACCCGAGCGAUUGGACCAAUGAGAAGGAGAAGCUGGGCCUCGACUUCCCCAACCUGCCCUAUCUCAUUGAUGGCGACGUCAAACUGACCCAGAGCAACGCCAUCCUGCGCUACAUCGCCCGCAAGCACAACAUGUGUGGGGAGACGGAGGUGGAGAAGCAGCGCGUGGACGUGUUGGAGAACCACCUGAUGGAUCUGCGCAUGGCCUUCGCGCGGCUCUGCUACAGCCCCGACUUCGAGAAGCUGAAGCCGGCGUACCUGGAGCAGCUGCCAGGGAAACUGAGGCAGUUGUCGCGCUUCCUGGGCUCCCGGUCCUGGUUUGUGGGGGACAAGCUCACCUUCGUGGACUUCCUGGCUUACGAUGUGCUGGACCAGCAGCGCAUGUUCGUCCCCGACUGCCCCGAGCUGCAGGGCAACCUGAGCCAAUUCCUGCAGCGCUUCGAGGCCCUGGAGAAGAUCUCUGCCUAUAUGCGCUCGGGGCGCUUUAUGAAGGCCCCCAUUUUCUGGUACACGGCGCUGUGGAACAACAAGAAAGAGUGAGGGGGGUGGGAAGAUGGACCCCCCCCCAUCCCCGUCCCCCCCCCAUCCCCAUUCCUCUGCAGAAUAAAGCUGAGGGUCUGCGCUGC
This is a messenger RNA of Gallus gallus (chicken), 821 nucleotides long. RefSeq names its product glutathione S-transferase mu 2 (muscle) (gene GSTM2). The transcript has 8 exons. The record is from RefSeq and is marked provisional. The coding region runs from base 73 to 735 and encodes 220 amino acids. NCBI's taxonomy places the organism in Eukaryota, Metazoa, Chordata, Aves, Galliformes, Phasianidae. Gene Ontology annotation, biological process: glutathione metabolic process. Gene Ontology annotation, molecular function: glutathione transferase activity.